Psammomys obesus (fat sand rat) is the source of this 2295-nucleotide messenger RNA. It is a transcript of the gene Rnf149, whose product is annotated as ring finger protein 149. The transcript is spliced from 7 exons. Bases 1 to 1188 code for a protein of 395 amino acids. The record is from RefSeq and is a predicted model, not a curated record. Lineage: Eukaryota; Metazoa; Chordata; Mammalia; Rodentia; Muridae.
AUGGCGGCGCGGCGGCGGCCGGCGGUCGGCGCGGGGGCCCGGCGCGCGCUCGCGCUGCUGGCGCUGUUCCUGUGCGCCCCCGGCGUGGGCGGCGGGGCGCUCGAGUGGUACUCGGCCAAGGUGGGCAUCGAGUACGUGGACCCGCGCUGGAACCUGACGGUGCGGAGCGAGUCCGAGAGCGGCCGCUUCGGCGACAGCUCGCCCAGGGAGGACAAGCAGGGCCUGGUGGGCAUCCCGCGCGCGCCCGGGGACGCGGAGGGCUGCGCGCCCGACACGCGCUUCGUGGCGCCCGGCGGCCUGGGCGCCGCGCCCUGGGUCGCGCUGGUGGCGCGGGGCGGCUGCACCUUCAAGGACAAGGUGCUGGCGGCGGCGCGGAGGAACGCCUCGGCCGUGGUGGUCUACAACCAGGAGCGCUACGGGAACGCCACCGAGCCCAUGUCGCACGCGGGAACAGGAAGCAUAGUCGUCAUUAUGAUUAGCUACCCAAAAGGACGAGAAAUUUUUGAUUUGGUGCAAAAAGGCAUUCCAGUAAAAAUGACCAUAGGGACGGGUACCCGCCACAUGCAGGAGUUCAUCAGCGGUCAGUCUGUGGUGUUUGUGGCCAUCGCCUUCAUCACGAUGAUGAUCAUCUCGUUAGCAUGGCUGAUAUUCUAUUACAUACAGCGCUUCCUGUAUACUGGCUCGCAGUUCGGCAGUCAGAAUCAUAGAAAGGAAACUAAGAAAGUUAUUGGCCAGCUUCCACUGCACACUGUAAAGCAUGGAGAGAAGGGACUUGACAUUGAUGCUGAGAAUUGUGCAGUGUGUAUUGAAAACUUUAAAGUCAAGGAUGUUAUCAGAAUCCUGCCAUGCAAGCAUAUUUUUCAUAGAAUAUGCAUUGACCCAUGGCUUUUGGAUCACCGAACAUGCCCAAUGUGUAAACUUGAUGUCAUCAAAGCCCUGGGAUAUUGGGGGGACCCUGAGGACGCUCAGGACCCGCCCAUCCCAGAAGCUUCCCCAGGAAGUGUUUCUGUUGGGAAUCUGAGUGUGACAUCCCAAGAUGAGGACCGGAGUGCUGAAAGCAACCUUCCAUCAUCUUCCUCAAGCGAAUCCGGGCCCCACCGCCCCUGUUUUAAGGAAGAUGCAGGGGAGGACACAGCGUUAUUAGGAGCCGGCAGGAGUGACCCUCAGCAUGGAGGUUCCAUCUGCUAGCACCCCCACCGAGAGCGUCACCGCGGCCUUGGCUUGGACUACAGGACAUUUAAUUUUUUACUCUAGGGUAUAGUUUGUAUACUUGAAAACAGUGGAUAUUAUUUUACUUUACCUUUCAGAUUCAGGUUUGAUAUACAAAGGGCUGAGAUAUUUUAUUCCUAAAAGACUUUGAAUUAGCCUUCAUCUAUUUAUCUACUAAAGUAUGAUGUCUGUCAGAUUUUGUUGUGUCAGACUGUCACAGACAGAUACCUGUGUGGGUUCCGAAUACUAGACUAGCUUCUGUGGUACUGUAAGACAAGACUCCGAGUCUCAGGCUUUACACAGAGCUCGCCAAGUUGAAGUAGGAUUGUUUAAUGUCACUCAUGAUUGAUCAUGUGGGCUUUCCCUGAAGCAGGGACUCUUAGAACUUAUGAAAUAGAAAUCUUGCCAUGUGCACACCUGUAAACCCAGUACUCAGGAGGCUGAGGGCUGAGGCUCUUGAGUUCAAGCCAACCCUGGCCUAUGGCGCAAGACUCCGUCCGCCUCCAAGAAGGGGCUGAGGGAGAACUCAGCUAACUGUCUUGCACUGCAUUGUCCGUAGAGACUCCAAAACCAAGCAUGUUUUUUUAUUAUGUGGAAUUGUGAAAAGAACACUAGAUAAUUUUAUGAUUUGCAGUUUACCCUUAUUGUCUAAUUUCUUUUCACACUUGGAGGAAGGAAAUUUAUCCAUGUUUUUCUACAAAUUAAAAAAAUGUCAAGAAUACCAUAUUGCAUGUUUAAAGCAUUAAAAUAGUGAUUCAUUAAGAAAAUCAAGUAGGCAUACUGUUUUUAAAUGAUUAGUAUAUUUCAGUGGAUUUAAUCUUUACAAUUAAAAAUUUUAAAUUAAAACUUUGAUUUUGUUGUUAGGCUAAAAUAGCGUUUUCCUAAUGAGAUUUUAAGCUAAUUCAGUGCUGUGACUUUCCUCCUUCUUUCCUCUGCUUUAUGUCCUCAAAGGUGAAAUCUUUGAAGACUGUUACCUGAGUUCUGUGUAGUUUUCAAGUGCACUUUCAUGAGUGAGCAGUCUUGCUGAUCCUAAACUUGUGCUGCAUGUCUACUUUGUAGACAAAAAUAAAUGCUUAUUGACAAGUU